AUGCUCUUCAGUGCUCGCUUGGCUCUCUUGUUCGAUAGAGUGUUAUCGGAAUCGUGUGAAUCGUGUUUUCGGGUAAAUAACAAAAGUGAAACAAAGGAGAACGAACAUUUCAUAACAAAAGCCAUGACGGAGACAGAGGCGUCGACGACCAUGACCUUCAAAGCAGCCGGAGACAGUGUUUGGUCUAAUUAUGACGUUGUUCGGCACAUCUACACAAUGCUGCCUUUUGUCGAUCAACUAAGGCUUUCGCGGGUUAAUUCAACAUUACGAUACGUAUUUCACCAUAGCAUAUGGACGGUAUGCUAUCAGCACUUGUAUAUCCACGCCAAUGCCGCUGAUUUUGUGGUCACCAAUGAGCGCGGCGAUAAUCGCAUAUGUCUGAACGCCGAGUGUCUGCAAGAAUUCCUAUUGGUGUAUGCUCAUCAAAUAUUGGAAUUAAGCGCAAAUCGUGUUUCUCCCCCCUUGGAUCUGAGGCAGUUUCCCAAGCUGCAAAGCCUUGCCUACAGCGAUAUGACCAUUACCCACCAGCAUUUAAGCUUAAUAGCAGAAUUGCAGCCAAAUUUGACAAGUCUCAACCUGUGCUGUUUCUCAGCCGAAGAUCAAGGGUUCUUGGUUAUAGGCCACAACUAUCCCAUUGAGGACCUGAAGAAAUUGAAGAAAUUACAAAACCUAACGCUAAAGAAUGAUGGUUUUAUUAAUAUGAAAUAUUCUCACUUUCAAGAAAUUUUAAAGAAUUUGCCCAUCAAAAAGUUGAACAUGAAGGUUGCCCUGCAACCGGCCGUUGAUAGUUGCAACACUCUCAGCAAGCAGGACGACAGCUCCGAUGUCAGUCGACUACAGGAUUUGGAGAUAGAAGCCUCAUUUGAUCCUCAUAACUGGCCUGCAGAUGGAUUUCAAGUGCACUUACAAAACUUAGCAAAUCUUCAAAGUUUGAAAAUAAAAUUUUCCGAUAUGGUAACUGAAGAAAUUUUAAAAGUUCUAAGCCAAAGCUGUCCACUUUUGGAAGUGCUGCAUAUAAGCUAUACAAAUUUCAGGGAUGUUGGUUUGUUUGCCAUCGGCCCCAAGGUGGUGGACAUGUCGCUUUUCUUCUGCCGAGGUCUGCACGCCGACAACAUUAGACAGCUCCUAUGUGAAACAAAACUCAGAAGAUUUUCUUGUCGCAAUACCGAUUACGAGGAGGAAGCUUUUGAGGGCUGUGGAGCCAUAACAGCCACACUAGAAGCUCUCGAUUUGGAUGGAUUCCCCACAAUGAAAUUCCCAUCGGCCUAUGAGAAUAAUUCCAAUUUAAAAGAACUGACCUGGUAUCACCCGUUGUACAAUGAUCACAGAGAAAUUGUCAAGGACGUCCCUUUGGCCAGCUGCAGCAAUUUGUCCAUUCUGAAUAUGAGAGAAGGCCUAAUGGAUUUGGAUAUUCUAUUGCAAAUGAAAUCCCUAAGGAAAUUGUGCAUGCCCCAUCCGACGCCUUUUCUUGGUUGGCCCUACAUUAUGGCCUUAUUGAAAUAUUCAUCGUUUAGUGAACUCUCCAUCUGCACACCAACAAUUGAGGAUUGCCCUGCACUUCCAGCCGACAUAUCAACAAAAGGAUUUGAAACCCAUAUUAGCUGUUUGAAAUUGCCUUGGGAUAUGCUGGAAGUAGCCAUGGACUUUUGGCUGGACUUGUUCAAAUGCAAUGCCAAUAUGCGACUGAUAUGCUCUCCGUUUCAACUAAACAAUGCUCAUUUGAAGAAAUUGAUAACAAAUUCAAAUUUUCCCAAAUCGUUAAAGCGCAUCGAUGUUUGCUGCAUUAAUGUGGCAUGCCAAAAACUUCGCAAUGAUUUUGAUGACACAGUUUCCAAGCUCAUAUAUGCCACCGAAAAUCAUCUUUACUAUGAAUACAAUGAUGAUCUCUUUCGCAUAAUUCUUGAUCGCCAGCUAUAAGUUUGAAUAAAAGAGGAAAUCGCUCCUAACAUACAUACAACAUACAA
Stomoxys calcitrans (stable fly) is the source of this 1964-nucleotide messenger RNA. RefSeq lists its product as uncharacterized. NCBI's taxonomy places the organism in Eukaryota, Metazoa, Arthropoda, Insecta, Diptera, Muscidae. The record is from RefSeq and is a predicted model, not a curated record. Gene Ontology annotation, biological process: SCF-dependent proteasomal ubiquitin-dependent protein catabolic process. The transcript is spliced from 2 exons. Bases 1 to 1917 code for a protein of 638 amino acids. Gene Ontology annotation, cellular component: SCF ubiquitin ligase complex.